GUAAUUCAACUUUGGAAUCAACUCAACCAUUCACAUACAUCGAUUACAAGGAUGGAAUGAGUGGGCCGUCUUCACAGUUCGUGUACCUUCAUGAAAAUAUUUUGUCAUGCAGUUAUUGAAUGCUUGGAUACGCAAAAUUCUAAUCCGGUUAUAACAUUUUAAAUGACGAAAACUUAACCAGGACCUUGUUAAAGUAACGGACUGAAGUGUUGCAAGUUGUCGUCUGCUUGUUCCCCUAUUGAUUAUGUAAUAUAUUCUGCCAUUAUAAAAAGGAAGUGGCUUCGACUGAAUGAUUUUCGUCAUACAUAAUAAAUGUCAUGGUUUAAAUACCAGUUGAAAGUGACUUCAAAAUGCUGACUGUAGUUAUCAUUUGGUUUUAUUUCCGAGACAAUGCCAACUGCUUUCUGAACUGGCUUCAACAUAAACAGAGGUCAUAAAUCAUCUUAGAAUAUUCCAGAAUCAUGGAAUAUACAUGUUUGGAAAUCCCACCCUUGUUUUCUGCGAAUGGUUUGAUGGUAGAAAUUUUUUGGCUCUCCUGGCUUUUGUUCGUGCUAGGGUUGAUGAUGCUGAUUUUACUUUGCUAUUGCAUGUGCUGGAAACGAAAUCGUCCAAAAGCAAUACUUGUUCAUCCAGAUCCAAUAGUGAUGACAUCAAGAUUUGUACAGACCAGGAAAAUGUCCCAGGAGGACCUUCACAGUUGUCUGGACUGGCUGUUGCAGGAACAGGGAGAACUACAGUCAGCAUCUUUUGGACAGUCGAAAGAUGGGGUAUUAUCAGCAGCUCGACUUCAGAAACUCAAACAACAAAACAUCAACAACUAUAAUGAAACUAUUUCUAAAGUUGUAGCCAAGCAUAAGCUGUCUCCAAAUGAAUCCAAAGAGUUAUCAGAAGCAUAUGAUUCUUUAAAGGCAGUAUCAACUAAGAGAACAGCUUGUAUGGAGGUGAUGGCUGGAGUAGCUUCCCUUGAAGAUCCAAUUGAGACUCUAGCAAGUGAAUUUGACACAAGAGCGGUACAUCUUGUAAACUUAGGAUAUAACAACAGAGAUACAGCCAAUCCUUUACAGAGUAAUGAGAGUAUGGCAAGGACUGCACAGAACUGUGUAGCUGGAGUACGAAAUAACUGGAGAUGGAUAGAUACAGUUCUACAGUGCUCGCAGGUCCAUCUUCAUAAUGCUGCCGCAUAUCAUCAGUUCUUCCAUGAAGUAGAAGAAGUUGAAUACUGGAUGAACACAACACUUUCGCGUAUUCAUUUAACUUUCGAUAAAUCAAGACUAAAGGGCGAUUCGUCUGAUGUUGCCUUUAUCCAGGAAGAAAUGAAGGAUCAUUUACUAGCAUACCUACAGUGGCAGAGCAAAGUUGAUAGACUUUUCGAUCGUGCAAAGGACAUUGUUCCAGUACAAGACAGAGUAGAGAAAUUACAACAUUCUAAACCAGUGAUUGCCUUAACAGACUACAAGACAUCUGAGAUUGAAUUCAUCGAAGGGGAGACGCUUACCUUAGUAGACAAUAGCAAGCGAGAUAAAUGGAAGGUACAAAAUGAAAGGGAGCAGACUGCCAUGGUCCCAGCAGUAAUUUUGCUGAUUCCAUCUCCAUCGGGGAGAGCAAUUGAUGCUGCAGUCAGAUUACGAAUACAGCUACUUGCACUGUGGACUGGAAGUAUAAAACGUCUUGGCUAUCAAAUGAUUGCCUUCAUGACGUUGAUGUUCAGGGACUGGUCAGAGGAAGAGAUAAGAUCGUUGCAGUCAAUGGGACAGAAAGACAAACGAGAUUUAUUGGGGAUAUUGGACAACAUUGAAGAUACCCUGAUCAGAAACUGGAAUGGUUAUGGGGACUUCAAGCUUCUCCAGGAACGAAUGUCUCAACUCAGAAUGAUUCUCGAAGAAUCUGAUGAUGCUAAAGGGAAAGGCAAGAGUUCAGAAGUUUCCUCAACUGUUGUUGUUCAAGUAAAAUCAUUGGAUGAUCUCCUAAACAGAUACAAAGAUUUCUGGGCGUACUGGGAGACAUACAAAGUGGUUGUAGAACUUCUUCAACAACCCAAAUAUUUACUAGUGUGUGACAAAUGGGAUCAAUUGAAAUAUAUCACUACUGCACAUUUCGUAAAAUUCUGGAAUACUCCAUUAGAUCUUGAACUUCCCGGUUACACAUCAACAGAUUAUCAACUUGACCAAUAUUCUAUUUCGGACCAAAGUAUUACGUUGUCAGAAACGCCAAGUGAACCAUUCCCAGACCGUGAAUUGGAACGUGGAGAUUUAAAUGAAGUAGGAGACGAAUAUGAUGGCUUUGAAGAAAUUGUCCAAGAAAAAGUAACCAAAACACAACAAUCAGUACAGCAAACUGUCCCCGAAGAUGAAACAUAUGAGAUGUCUGAAGAAAUGACCGAAACCAGAGAGGAAACAACAACUGAUCAGAUCUAUUCAAGUGUGGAAGAGGAAACAAGUAUCUUGAUUAUCAAGUCGAUUGUUGAUACGAGGACAAAUACUUUGAUCUCAGUUCAAGAAGCAGUUAUACAGGGAAUUUUAGAUCAAGUUGCAGGCACGUAUGUUAAUCCUGUUACAAAAGAAGUCAUGAAAUUGAUUGAUGCACAGAACGAAGGAUUUGUUAUAAUGCAAACACAAUCAAGAAAACGAUUACGAAAACAGGACCAGUCAUAUGGUCUUAUAACAAUUAAGACGACAAAGGAAAACCGACCAUACACAGUGAAGGCAGUGCUGGAUCCGGGCACUGAAGAGGAGAUAACUGUUGCAGAGGCAGUAAAGAGAGGCUUCAUUGAUACCAAAUCGGGAACUUACAAAAUGGACAAUGGUGAUACUAUAUCAAUACAUGAUGCGAUAGAAAGUGGUCUUGUAAAGGCUGAGUUCACUGAUGGACCAGAUGCUACACAUGAGGCUGAAACCGUCACAAAAACGUAUGCCGUACACGGGGUUAUAGACCAAAAACGUAAAAUUAAAGUGUCCUUUACUGAUGCGUUAACACGACGCUUGUUAGAUAGAGAAGAUGGAUACUAUUUUAACAAUUUAACACGUGAAAAAGUUCCAAUAAGUGAAGCCAUUAUGAAAGGUUUUAUCAAAGCUAGAUUAGUGAAGGAUCCAUCAAAAUUAGAUAUUAAUCCAAAUAAUAACAUUGUUAUUGAGAAAUUUUCAAAUGCAAAAUCAAAAAUAAUGAAAGCAAUGAAAAUCUCCAAAGCUUUCAAGGCAGCAGCAAAUGGAAAUACGUGAACAAAAAAUAUAUCUAUCUUAUCCAAUUAUCGAUGCUUUUAUUAUAGCCUGCUACUGUUGUGUGUUGUAUAUGCACUACCAUUUAUUUAUGCUUAUUCAAAGCGUUCACUUUUGCAGGACCUUUGUAAAGAUGUGUUAUUCAUUUACCGUUUAUUACUAUCUGCGUUGCCAAUUCAUAUUUCAGUUUAUUUGAUUAAGUUUUUAUUGAACUGUUUAAAAAACAAAAUGGAAUGCAGCUAAUUUAAAUACCUGUAACAUUAAUGAUACCAUGUGGGGUUUUAAAAUGCAAGAUUAACUAUAUUAAAUUUUGCUGGCAGAAAGUUCAAUUUCUCUUUAAAUUCUUUUGACAUCCGAUUUCGUCACUGAAUAUUAUAUUUAAUUUCGAAACAGUCUAUGAAUGCAGAUGCAAUUUCUGACAAGAUACACGUCAAGUCAUACAGUUAGAAAAUGUUAGAUUAACUAAAGAAACAAUAUAUAUGUAAAUAUAGUGUUGUGACCAAGAUUGCAUAUUUUUGAUAAUAUCUAGACCUAACUUUCAUUAAUGUAGUUAAUGAUAUGGUCAUGUUUUAUUUACUUAUUGUUGGCAUUCUUCCCUAAAACUCUUUUAUGCAAGUUCAUGUAUAUUUGAGGUUGAUAAUGUUUAACCUCUGUGAAUGUAUUUGAAUUGCAAUUUCUAUUUGUUAAAUAUUCUAAAGCUUAUAAUUCAUUGCUAGAUAAAGAAUUUUUUACAAAUUGUAGUAAAUUGCAUUUGAAAAUUAAAAAAAAAUAAUAAACAUAUUAUAAUUAUA
Molecule: messenger RNA, 4003 nt
Organism: Mytilus trossulus (common blue mussel)
Lineage: Eukaryota; Metazoa; Mollusca; Bivalvia; Mytilida; Mytilidae
Exons: 17
Coding region: 462-3215 (917 amino acids)
Biological process (GO): intermediate filament cytoskeleton organization
Cellular component (GO): cytoskeleton
Molecular function (GO): protein binding
Source: RefSeq, a predicted model, not a curated record